CUUUUAUCUCUUUUCAAAAUUCAAAAAACAAUUAUCUUCUUUUUCUUUCUUCUGAAAACUACUAUUGUACCGUAUACACAUUUCUUUCGAAACCCAAAAAGAGCAUAAUUAGCUAGAUAUCAUGGAGACACAAUUGCACCGUCCACAGGAUACAGGGUUGCACUCAGGGGAAGGACAUGGUCAAAUUCAUGAUGAAGGUGAACAUCAUCAUAAGCAAUCAGUGUUGAAGAAAGUUAAGGCAAAGGCAAAAAAGAUCAAGGAUCAUCUAAAACAUGGUCUUGGACACGAUCACGGUCAUGAACACGAACACGAGCACGAGCAGCAUUCACUCCAAGGCGAUGAAGAAGAAACUGAUGAUGAAGAAAUGGAGGAAGUUGCAGCAGUUCAUGGUGGACCAUAUGCUAUUAGGAGUAAAGAUAUUCCAAAAGAGGAAGUUGUGCCAAUGGGUAAUUUAGAGAAUCCAACUAGCCCAAAGGAGGAUCGUUAUGAUUCUAAGAUGAAGAAUGAAGAUGUGCAUAGGCCAAUUUUGCAGAGGCAAGACGAAUUUGCGAGGCCACCCUCUUUGGAGGGGAUUCACUUCCCCGAAGAAAGACAUAAACCUGUUUUUACUGGGACUCAUGAGACGACCAAGGGCAUUGAUGAUGAUCAUAUUACUGCCCUUGGAAAACAUGAACAUCAAGGACAUGAAAAUACUGGAGCACCAAUGGGCCUAGCGGAUCAUCAUGCUGCCCACAGACCAGUUACUGCUGCCGAAACUCGUGAAACUAAGGGCUUUGAUCAUCAUGUUAUUGCCCCUGGAGCACAAGGUCAUCAAGGACUGCAGGGGCAUGAAAAUAUUAUUGGAGCAACAGGCGUAGUGGAUCAUCAUGCUGCUGCCGCCCACAGACCGAUUACUACUGCUGCUGAAACUCAUGAGACUAAGGGCUUUGAUCAUGUUACUGCUCCAGGAGCACAAGUCCAUCAAGGACUGCAGGGUACUGAAAAUAUUAUUGGAGCACCAAUAGGUUUGGCGAAUCCUCACGCUUCCCACUUACAUGAACAGAUGCAGAUGCCACCUGUUGUUACUGAUACAGGAGCCCGUGGGGAACUAAAUGAUCAAGGACUGCAGGGGCACAAAUUUAAAGUACUAACAGGUUUAGAGGAGGAUCCUAACGUUCCUAAAGAUUAUCCAAAUCCGACAAACUAUCAAAGCAAAGUCACCGAUCCAACAGGCGCCAACGAUGAGGAGGCGGGAGUUAGCCCACUUGUUCAAUCGUUCGAAAAAAUGGGCGUGAACGAUGUUCCGGAAACAACACGAAUAAGAACAGAGCCAAAAGCAGGGGAUUUUCAAUUUGAUCAAGGAACAGAACAUAGCCAGUAUACAGGAUCACAUGAUCAAUUUGCUCCGCAAGAAUCGCCUACAGUUUUCCCCUCAGUUCGUGAAAAUACUGAAUCAAUUCCUAAGAGUAUCAAUCCAGAGGAUUUACCUCAGGACAUUCUAACUGGGAAACCAGGUAGCUAUACAGAAAAGCUUUCAUCCGCAACAUCAGCAAUUGCUGAUAAGGCGGUUGCUGCUAAGAACAUUGUCGCCUCCAAACUCGGGUAUGGUGGAACAGAGGAGGAAACUAAGGCAACAGCAGGCGAUAAAGAUGCAACAAAAACAACCUCAGCAACUGAAUUUGCACAAAAAGCUGCAAGCGCAGUUGCAGGAAAACUUGCUCCGGUUUAUGAGAAAGUAGCAGUUGCUGGUAGCACAGUCGUGGCGAAAGUUACAGGACAUGAAAACAGGGGAGGUGUUGAUGCAGAGCAUGAAGUGAAGACUGAUAAAGGGGUGUCAAUGACGGAGUAUUUAGCAGAGAAGUUUAAGCCUGGAGAGGAAGACAGAGCACUUUCUGAAGUGAUUUCAGGUUCACUUUCAAGACAGAAGGAGAAAACAGAGGAAACAGGGGAGGCAAAGCCAAUGGGGAAGGUGACCGAAUCAGUGGAAGUUGAAAGGCGAUUAGGUCCUAUUGAACCCACAAAGAAAGAAGAAGAAGUUGGUGCUUCUGGAGAAACAAAAGUUGGUGAAAAUUUCGGACAGGGGGUGAUGGAUAGGGUUAAAGGUGCUGUAAGUACAUGGCUUGGGAAAGGUGUUGAAGCACAGGCAAAUGAUUCUGCUACGGGUGGAGGCGCUGUUGUUGGGGGGAGGGGUUAAAUGAUCAAACCAUGUUUUGCUAAAUCUUCAGCAACCAGGCAAUUGAAGUUGUUACAACGACUUCUUUUGCUUAUAUAUACAUGCGUUUUCGCCUAAUUUUCUACGUCUUGUUCUGUUGUUUUGUUUAUGGGAAAAGUGAUCAGGAUGCUGCUGAUGAUUUCUAGGAAAGUUAUACUUUGCAUAUUAUGUAUGUUGUUUUGUAAGUGUUCCACUGAAGUGUGUACUCAUAUUACAUGUAACUUUUUCUGUAUCUAUUGGUGGUGUAUUCCUC
Solanum verrucosum is the source of this 2444-nucleotide messenger RNA. RefSeq names its product low-temperature-induced 65 kDa protein-like. Gene Ontology annotation, biological process: response to abscisic acid; response to stress. Lineage: Eukaryota; Viridiplantae; Streptophyta; Magnoliopsida; Solanales; Solanaceae. Bases 122 to 2173 code for a protein of 683 amino acids. The transcript is spliced from 5 exons. The record is from RefSeq and is a predicted model, not a curated record.